Monopterus albus (swamp eel) is the source of this 5387-nucleotide messenger RNA. It is a transcript of the gene zbtb5, whose product is annotated as zinc finger and BTB domain containing 5. Gene Ontology annotation, biological process: regulation of transcription by RNA polymerase II. Lineage: Eukaryota; Metazoa; Chordata; Actinopteri; Synbranchiformes; Synbranchidae. Gene Ontology annotation, molecular function: RNA polymerase II cis-regulatory region sequence-specific DNA binding; protein binding; DNA-binding transcription factor activity, RNA polymerase II-specific. The record is from RefSeq and is a predicted model, not a curated record.
CGGCGCCCUGUGGAGGAAUGGUUGAAUUGCAGCACUUCACAUCGGCGAGGUCAUAGACAUGGCAGUGAAGCACAACGCCACCCUGGCCAUGGAUUUCCCAGGGCACUUUGAGCAGAUCUUCCAGCAGCUAAACUAUCAACGUGUCCAUGGUCAGCUGUGUGAUUGUGUCAUCGUAGUUGGCAGCCGACACUUUAAGGCCCACCGUUCAGUAUUGGCAGCCUGCAGCACUCAUUUCAGAGCCCUGUUCACUGUUGCAGAGGGAGAUGCCAGCAUGAACAUGAUCCAGCUAGACAGCGAGGUGGUGACAGCUGAAGCUUUUGCUUCUCUGGUGGACAUGAUGUACACAUCAACACUGAUGCUGGGGGAGAGCAACGUCAUGGAUAUCCUCCUUGCAGCCUCGCAUCUGCACCUUAACAAUGUAGUUAAGGCCUGCAAACACUACCUGACCACGCGGACCCUGCCUAUGUCUCCUUCAUCAGACAGACCCACCCAUAACCACCCCCAGCAGGACCAGCAGAGGCACAGGCAACAGCAGCAGCAAGUAGCAGACUUAGCAUUGAACCCUACUCUGGCAGCUAAUGCUAACCUUGCAGCAAACACUGCCACAUCUAAGUUGCAGCGCUCCUUCCUUCUUCAGCAGCUGGGGCUUAGCUUGGUGAGCUCAGCUUUGGGUGGGAUGGAGGAGGAUGGGGCGGGAAAUGUAGUUGGCAGUAGAGGGGUGGAACAGAGAGCCCCUUUCCCCAUCCGAAGAUUCCACAAACGCAAGCCCUCACUUGUGCUGGGCCUGUCAGAGGAGAGACCCAGGCAGAGGCAGCGCCCCUCUGCUCCUAACCUGGGGCUGUUAGGAGAACAAGGCGUGAACGCAGAGCGAGAUGAAAGAGGACUGCUUUCCCCGGACUCCCACAAGAUGGGGGAUGAGUCAAAAUUGGAUGCUGCAAUUAGUGGCCUCGUAGGGGUGUCCCAGGAUGACCUUCAGAUGCCAAGCCAGUCUGACAGUGGACGCUGUGAGGGAGAGGACUUGGGGCGAAUGCAGGGAGGGGUGAGCAAGGAGGAAGACAUGGAUGACCAGGACCAUCAGGAUAGCAGAGCAGGGGUCAAGAUUAAAUCAGGGACAGAGGAGGAGGAGGAGGCAGAAGAACAGGAGCAGAAGGUGGUGGUUAAACGAGAGCCACUGAGCUCACCUGAGCCGCCAGACGAAAUCAGCGAUGUGACAUCGCAGGCUGAAGGCAGCGACCCAGCUGAGCCUGGAGGUCAUGAGGAGGAGGAGAAGGUGGAGCUGAGCCCAGAGAGUAGCGACCGCAGCUUCACCUCUGAACCCCAACCCAGCUCUGACUCUCUGCUGCAACCCAGCUCCCAGCUCCUCCUUAAGGGCACCAUGGGAGGGCCCGGUGUCGGAGGAAGUUUUGGGUGUAAUAGCGGAUUAAAUGGCAAACCUGGUUUUAGUAUUUCUAGCUUCCUUAGCCCGAAGGAUUUUGGAAAUGGCGGUGCAGGGUUGGUUACUGGAGAAGACGAACUCCCUAACACAACAACUGGGGAGUCUGUGGCGCAUCACUUCCUGUCCCUGCUGAGACAGGAAGCUGCUGGGCCAUCUGGCUCUGCUGCUUCUUCUCUUCUGCAGUCAGGUCCGCUCAGAGGUGAGAGUCGAAAUGGUUUUGGAGACGGCCUGCAGCCUGAUUCCCUAUUUCUCCGCCCCAUGCAUGAUGGUUUGGGGACCUCCAGAGGAAAUGGGGGAAGUGUGAGUGGAGGACGUGGAGGGGUAGAUCCCUUUGGUUUGGAUUUCCAGCACUCUAGUUUAGGGCUUCACUCUCUGGGGCGACCUUCACGAGGGGCUGGAGGGGCAACCACUGCAACUCUGGGCUAUCCAGGUUACAGACGUAUCGCUCCAAAAAUGACCACUGGCAUGGGAGGAGACGAAGGAGUAGGCGGUGUUCUUCAAGAUGCUGCCUCUUCUUCCUCAAGUCUGGCAAGUCCCUUGCUUCUCAACGAAAAUGGUGGUGGGUAUGAGAUAAACAGCGGAAGGCCCACCUCCCUCCCCCCUCAGCUGACACGAGCUUCAGCUGAUGUCUUGUCCAAGUGCAAGAAGGCUCUGUCGGAGCACAAUGUCCUGGUGGUCGAAGGAGCCCGGAAAUACGCCUGUAAAAUCUGUUGCAAAACCUUCCUCACUCUGACUGACUGCAAGAAACACAUCCGCGUCCAUACAGGAGAGAAACCUUACGCCUGUCUCAAGUGUGGAAAGCGCUUCAGCCAGUCCUCCCACCUAUACAAGCAUUCCAAGACCACCUGUCUGCGCUGGCAGAACAGUAACAUGUCCAAUGCCCUGCUGUAGGACCAAGAUGACUGCAUCAAGGUAGAGGGAGACAAUAAGACGGAUAUUUUGGUAAUCGGUGAUGGGAUGAAUUUACAUACUCAAAAAUGCUUUGACUCUUCAGAAGCUGUCACAGAGCAGCUGGAUCUGAUCGGCUGUUUUGUGCAAACUAAUCAGUCCUGGUGAAAGACCAAAGACAGUGAUGAUAUUGUGAUCCUGCAUUUUUUUUCCAGGUGACACCAACACUAUCAAAUCAGCAAGUUAUUGUAAACACAAGUAGCCUGUAGAGAAAUAGCGAUGCGGGGAAUGCAAACAUGCCAUUAUCUGUUGCUACGGAGUCUUUAGAGAGUACCACAGAUGUACACCGUAUACAUCCCUGUUAAGAAUAUCAUAUGAAUAUUAUGAUGAUUUUUCACUGUGUCAAAACAUGCAGCACUUGACCCAGGCCAGCCUAGGCUUGGCUUUUAAAGCAGCCACACUGUUGGCUAUAUCGUGUUUUUUAAAAAACAAUUGCCGCUUUUGUAGUUAAGUGAAGUUUAGAAAUGCUGAGGUGAUCGCUUAGUGCUGGACAUCUAGAGUUUGUGAAAGGAAGUUUGACUCGGUCUUUACUACACUCAGUUUGCAAAUCAGAGGCAGCUGUGCAGCUCCAUCAUUAAGAUUGGAUAUGAUGUAAAAUAAUGUGCUUAUGUGUAGAUUUUCUAUUGCACAUUUGUAAAACAUGUAGCAGCAUCCCACACCACACUGUCCCAAAUGGGCACGUUGACUGUGCUUUGUUCUGUGAAGGGCAGUGAUAUAGACAGUGUACAUUAUUGCCUCAGAUUAAGUUUGAACACCAGUUGUAACGCCUGCAAGUACUGAAAACUACUGAACUCGUUGCCUUACAGAAGAACAUUGUACAUGCACAUUGAGAGCCACUGUACCUGAGUCAAAAUCCUCAUGAGUUCAACACACCUGGCCAAUAAAGCUGAUUCUAAUAUGUUAUCGGCAAGCCAGUAUUGGCUUGCCAUGCUAACGUUAGAAUACAGCUGUUGCUGAGGUCAGCAUGCUGUAUAUAGCAUGAAUGAAUACGGACUGCUCUGCAAGUGGAUGAAGUUAAUGCUAGAUCAUAAACUCUGAUGCUGAUUGUUUGCCCCCUCAGUCCAGGGGAAUAUCAAAAAACACAGGUGGGAAAGCCGAUCAGUUGGACCAUAAUGAUUAGCAAUCCGACUGAUUCAUUUUGAAUAUUUACUGGCGCUCCUGAAGCAGUAAGAUAUGGCUGAAGAGAGAGAUGUACGCUGGGAGCGGAAGAGGGCAGCAGUGCAGGAGGGACAGGUCAGAUGAACAGUACAGAGGUAAUCUACUAUAGUAUUACUUUAUUUAAUUAAAAAAAAAAUGCACUGAAAUGUUAACUUAUCAAGUACUAUACACCUGAUUCCUCUAUUGACUGAAGAGAUGAAAUUUGAAGCCACUGACUUUGUGGACCAGGACAGGAGCCCCCCCAUACAAACAGCUCAUCAUCUCUUACUAGCUGAUUAUGGAUUUUUAUGCAUAAUCAACAUUGUCUUAUGUGAAUUGAUGUGAGAUGUUUGUUUUUUGUAGUAGCCUGUGAGUCCAGUAAUGUGAGCUCAGUUAAAGGUAAGAAUGUCUGGCAGUGGAAUACAGUUUCCUACAGGAUAUCGAGGAUACUGACGUUCAAUGCAUGUUGAAAAGAUGCUUUAAAAAUGUAAAUAUUGCAGUUAUGUAGUUUUUUUUUUUUAAUCAUUUUUCUCUUGGAGAAGAGACUAAACAACUCCUGAAGAACUGAACAUUGUGUACGCUUGCUACUGUACUUGAUAUUAGUACUUUAUACAUGUCUCUUUAUACAUCUAAUGUUACAUCUGAAUCAAAAGCACUUAGACAAAUCAGUCUCCUUUAUAACUAAUAUGUUUACUGGAAUGUUGAACUAUGAAAUUGUUGCCAUUUUGCAACUGCCCAACUCUUAACAGUCCUCAAAGGUUUUGUCUUCUGUAACGUUAGCUUUAUUUUGGCUUAGCAUUUUUGUUGUUCUUUGCAGGCAAUCACUCAUAUUGUCUGCAAAGCCAGAAAGUCAUUCAUUUCUAGAAGAAUGUUUCACAUGGCUUAUCUAAGAUUCAAAAAGAACAGACAAAGAUUUUGCGUCUCAUAGAAAAUAACAUUUUUAAAUCAACCCAGUUUGGGAUGACUGACCUCCAGCGAGUUGUAAAUAAGAGCAGCUUCACUGGUAGUUGGUUAAUUCAAUCAGAGUUCAUCCAGUGUUGUAAAGUUCUUUUUUUUUAGUAAACUGGAGUGGGGAAAAACUUUUAAGUAUGACUGCUUUUUUGUAUACUUUAUUGCUUGCUGUAUUGUCAUCUACAAGUCAACGAGCAUCACAUUGUCAUUGCUUCUGUUUCUAGUUGGCACUUCAUUGUACUGUAGAGUCAGCACAUUGUUAGCUUGUACAAAACAACAGCUUUAUUUGACACAUUAAUGGAUAAUUGUGACAUUUGACUUCAGAGGAGAAGAAUUGCCUUGUAGGACGAUCUCCCUGUAAACAUAAGCUAGCCUACCGUUUGCUAUGUGAUUCUCAACACCGUGGAAUUGGCAUUAAAAUCUUUGAACCACUGAUGGUUCAGAUUUGAAUGUGACACCUGUUCCUCUGUGUUGCCUGCUCAAAUUCAGCCCCUGUUUGUUGUUUAUGGAAAGAGCUUGCUAUGGAAAUCAGCUUGAGUUGUAGCGGUAGUCCUCCAAAACAGCUUCUGUGUCUCACACAGUGGCGUAGUAGCAAUUAUAAUGGUGCUCUUUUCUAUAGCUGUUGCAUAAACAGCUAUAGAAAGCCAAUGAUCAAAUGUGAAUCUCUAAAAAAAAAUGCACUGACUGUAUUACCCCUGUAUGAAUACACCAAAUUGUUGAUAUAAAAGGCUUAAAUAGAUUAUGAAAGUCACUGCCUUAUGCCCUGUAGCUUGAAAAGCUGGACUUUUGUUGUUAUGCCAAAUCAGAAGGAUUUCUGUUUUUCCUGUAUAGGUAACAUAGUGUAACCAUGAGAGGACUAAAUGUGUCUCUUUACUGUUGAAGGCUAUGAAGAUUGUAUUGUAUGUUCAGCUGUUGU